Messenger RNA from Cryptomeria japonica (Japanese cedar), 2011 nucleotides. Its product is annotated as L-gulonolactone oxidase 2-like. The record is from RefSeq and is a predicted model, not a curated record. The transcript has 2 exons. Gene Ontology annotation, molecular function: D-arabinono-1,4-lactone oxidase activity; FAD binding. The coding region runs from base 88 to 1854 and encodes 588 amino acids. Gene Ontology annotation, cellular component: membrane. Lineage: Eukaryota; Viridiplantae; Streptophyta; Pinopsida; Cupressales; Cupressaceae.
CCGACGAAUUAUUUAUAUAUAAACAGUCGAGUCCGCACGGAAUAAACAUAAUAACCAGUCUCCCAUUUGGAAAACUGCGAAACACACAUGAUGAUUCGCAUUUUGCAGCUUGUGUUUAUUUUGUGUUUUAGCCCAGUUCUGUGCACAGACGCAAAAGCAAGAGCAUGCCUGCCUGCUCCAUCAGUGCAAUGCACAAGCGUUGGAUGUGAAAUAUUCAAUUACCAUGGCAUAUGGGAGGACCGUUCUAUUUGCAAGGCGGCCAGCGUGGCAAGGCCCACUUCAGAGCCCCAACUCCUCCGUGCGGUUGCCCACGCUGUUCGUAACAACCAGAAGAUCAGAGUGGUGAGCAGACAUGCUCACAGCGUCUCGAAGCUCGUCUGUGUGGACAGCGGAGGACUCAUCAUUUCCACCCAAAACUAUGACUCCGUCAUUGAAGUGAAUAGAAAGGCCAUGACAAUCACUGUCCAAUCCGGAACGAUGAUGAGUGACGUGAUUGAAGCAGCUGCAAAGCAUGGCCUCGCUCUGCCAGCCACGCCUUACAUCAGCGAAGUUUCUGCAUCCGGCGCUAUUUCCACCGGAGCCCACGGCAGCAGCCUCGCCGGAAAAGGUGGCGGAGUUUAUGAAUACGUGGUGGGAAUGAGAAUCGUAGUGCCCGCGUCUCCUUCCGAGGGCUACGCAAAGAUCAUAAUUUUGACAGAAGCAGAUGAAGAUCUGAAGGCCGCAAAAUUGGCUCUGGGAACGCUCGGAGCAAUUUCAGAGGUAACAUUCGCCUUGCAGCCCAUGUUUAAAAGAUCAGUUUCUGUGUCAGUGAAAGAUGAUUACGAUCUGGAAAAUGAAGCGGAAGGUUUCCUCAGAGAUCACACAUUUGGUGAUAUAAGAUGGCUUCCUUCACACCGGAAGGCCGUUUUUCUGGCCAUAGAUCGAGUUUCUGUUGAUGUUGCAGGAGACGGCAGCAACUCAAUGCUGGGUACUCCCGCCACAGUCGCUGACAUUGAAACAAGUGCUUAUCAAGUCGAUACAUUCCAGGCAGAAGCAGACGUGGAUGCAAUUUGCAACCUUAUUGGAAACGGAACAAUCCAAGCUGCGGCGAAUGGCCACGGGUUUUUGAAUGACGGGAAACGCUUCACAGGUUACCCAGUUGUCGGUUUCAAUCAUCGCAUGCAGACAUCUGGUAAAUGCGAACAAAUUCCUAAACAAAAAGAUGAGAGAUGUACUCCUACCCAAGUUUUAGAUAAAAAUGCGACCACAUGUAGCUGGGACCGUCGCGUGCACACGUCUUUGAACUUUGACGUGGAACUGAGAGUGCCUUUGUCUCGAUUCCGAGAAGCCAUUGUGGAUGUAAAGAAAAUAAGAGAUUUGAAUCCCCAAAGGAUGUGUGACUUUGAUGCAAUAUAUUUUCGGUCUAUUAAGGAGUCUGAGGUGUACCUCGGACCCAGUGAGGAUCAGGUGACGAUGGAGCUCCUAACUUAUCAACCAAGGGAAGCGGGUACGCCCAAGUGGAAUGAGGAUGUAUACCAAGAGAUAGAGCAGAUGGUGAUCGACAAACACGGAGGGGGAUUGCAUUGGGCAAAGUCUGGAGGUUACCUGUUCGCAGGGUUGGUCAAACAGACUGUGAACUUGGAAGGAUUUUUGAAGGUGAAGGAGAGGUUUGAUGCGAAGGGAGUGUUUUCAAACGAUUGGACGGACAGCUUGUUUGGGAUUGGAGGGAAAGGUGUGGAGGAGUUGAGAGAUGGAUGCGCACUGGACAAGAUGUGUAAAUGCAGAGAGGAUAGACAUUGCGCUCCAGACAAAGGGUUUCUCUGCAAACCAGGGAGAGUAUGGGAUUAUGCCCGUGUUUGUAGGAACAUCAACUGAGAAGGUUUUGUUAUAUGUCUGAAUAAGUAAGUAUGGUAACGUUUUGUUUUGUGUCUGAAUAAGUGGGUAUAGUAUCAUACCAAACCCAUCAUGAAUAAGUAUCAUAUCUAACUCAUCAUGAUAUUCACUUCACGAGUAACCAGUUGUUUGUUUGAAA